UCGUUGCGUCCAAGCAUUCUAGGGUCCCUCACCUCCUGUCCUUCUAGGGUACCCACUCUGGACACCACAUGAAGGUGCUGAUGUUCCCUCAUGCCCACUUUGGUCCCAGGAGGCAAAAGAGAGACUGGGUUGUCCCUCCCAUCUCCAUCCCAGAGAAUGACAGAGGCCCGUACCCCAAAACGGUGGCUCAGGUCAAGUCGAACAAGAACAAGGAAAUCCAGGUUUUCUAUAGCAUCACGGGCAGGGGCGCUGACGAGCCUCCGUGUGGCAUGUUCAUCAUGGACAGAGAAACAGGGUGGCUCAAGGUCACGGGGCCCCUGGACAGAGAGCAGGAAUCCCACUAUGUUCUGUUCCUUCAUGCUGUGUCUUCAACUGGGAAUGCUGUGGAGGACCCGAUGGAGACUGUGAUCACAGUGACAGACCAGAACGACAACAUGCCGGAGUUCACCCAGGCAGUCUUUGAGGGGUCCGUGAUGGAAGGAGCCUACCCAGGAACAUCCGUGAUGCAAAUCACAGCAACAGACGCGGACGACCACGAGAACACACACAACGCAGACAUUGCCUACGCCAUCCUCAGCCAGGACCCUUCCCUGCCUCACCCCAACAUGUUCGCCAUCAACCGGGACACGGGAGUCAUCUCUGUGCUCACUACUGGGCUGGACCAACAGAGCGUGCCUGCGUACACCCUGACGGUCCAGGCUGCCGACCUCCACGGGGACGGCCUACGCUCCACAACAACAGCCGUGAUCACAGUCACCCAGAGCAACCCCAGCCCUCCCGUCUUCAGCCCCACUCAGUACGUGGGCCAGGUGUUUGAGAACAAGGUGGGCGCCGGGAUAGUGAGGCUAAAAGUGAAGGACGCAGACACCCCGGGCUCCCCCGCAUGGAAGGUGGUGUUCUCCAUCCUGAAUGACAGAGCCGGCCUCUUCACUGUCACCACGGACCCCAAGACCAAUGACGGCCUUUUGAAAACAGCCAAGGGCUUGGAUUUUGAGGCCACGCAGCGAUACAUCCUCUACGUGACAGCGGCAAACAGCGUGCCCUUGGCACCAUCUCUCCCCACAGCCACAGCAACUGUCACUGUGGACGUGCUGGACAUGAACGAGGCCCCUGUCUUUGUGCCCCCGAUAAAGACGGUGGAAGUGCCCAAGGAUGUGGUUGUGGGCCAGGAAAUCACAUCAUACAGGGCCCGGGACCCAGAUAGCCUCCAGGGUCAGAGAAUCAGGUACCAGAUGUGGGACAGCCCAAGCCAUUGGCUGGACAUCAACUCAGAAACAGGUGUCAUUUCCACUCGAGCCAGUCUGCACAACGAUGACAUGGAGAACCACACAUUUUUGGCCAUUGUCAUAGCUGUGGACGAUGGGCAACCUCCUGCCACAGGCACCGGGACGCUUCUCCUCACUUUCUCGGACCCAGAUGGCCCAACAGCAGACUCGCACUGCCUUUCCACCUGCCAGAGGGGAUCAGAGCUCCCAGCUCGUCCCACGUGUACUCUGGGUGCUCGGCAGCCCCUGUCCUCCCGACGCCGUCGUCCAGGCCCGAACCCGGCGGCGUGCAGAGCCUCCCUGGGCCGGGGGCGAGGGCGGACCCGCAUCUCAGCGGGGGAGGAGAGGUCACCGAGGCACCAGCGCCUGGUCUCUCGGGGCAGCCAGACCGGCAAAGCCCACCCGGCCCUCUGCGGGGCCGCCGUGGAAACCCUAACUGCCCCGGGGAAGGGGAGGAGCAAACAAAACACAAAACGGAGCUCUGGGAGUCGUGGUGCGCAGUCCGACCCCCGCGCGCGGGCGACCUCCCGGCGCUGCGCCCGCGGCCCCGACCGACCCCGCCCCCCACGGACCGCCCAGCCCCGCCCCAAGCCCCACCCCCCGCAGGUGCCCUCAACUCCACUUCCGGCCCUGGGAGGAGCCUCCGCGGCCCCCGCAGGUGUGUGCGCCCCUGUCGCCCCCACCCCCAUCCUGCAGCGAAGCCCUUGA
Neogale vison (American mink) is the source of this 1973-nucleotide messenger RNA. Its product is annotated as cadherin-1-like. NCBI's taxonomy places the organism in Eukaryota, Metazoa, Chordata, Mammalia, Carnivora, Mustelidae. The transcript has 10 exons. Gene Ontology annotation, cellular component: membrane; adherens junction; catenin complex. The record is from RefSeq and is a predicted model, not a curated record. Gene Ontology annotation, molecular function: calcium ion binding; cadherin binding. Gene Ontology annotation, biological process: cell morphogenesis; homophilic cell-cell adhesion; multicellular organism development. Bases 69 to 1973 code for a protein of 634 amino acids.